Cadophora gregata is the source of this 558-nucleotide messenger RNA. RefSeq lists its product as uncharacterized. The coding region runs from base 1 to 558 and encodes 185 amino acids. NCBI's taxonomy places the organism in Eukaryota, Fungi, Ascomycota, Leotiomycetes, Helotiales, Ploettnerulaceae. The record is from RefSeq and is a predicted model, not a curated record. The transcript has a single exon.
AUGUAUCCUGACCAAACGAAAACGUACAUCACCAACAGUAUUCAUACAGAAUUUAAGCUACUUCAAGACCCCCCAUCAAAAGCGGUACAUCCACCCAGGCCACAGUCCAUCCCACAAUCACAGCAUAGAUCAUCGAAAUCUUGCCCAGUUGCUGAGGGGGACGAUAUUGUGCUGGCAGCGCUUUCUUUGGAUGACGUUGCUGAGGCUUUGACAGACGAAUUUUCGAUACCGGGCGAGGUCUUCCUGGUAGUGAUGGAGUGGAACGGUGCUGUUGGAGCCGCUGCAGUAUUGGCAAGUGUCGCUUUUGUAGUGCUGGGCGCGCAAGUUAGCCAUAUUGAUUUACCUGCGGCAAUUGGCAAAGCUAGCCUCUUCACUUCUGGCAGCUUUUCAUCUUCUAUCGAGAGUUUAUCCGUUCCAUCUUUAGUCGCAGUUUCUAUCGAUCGGUUCUUGCGGAAUCUGGCGAAGGAUAUCCAUCGUGCAAUGAAGCUGCCCAUAUCGAGGUUUGGGAUCGAUGUCAAAAACACGGAAAGAGAGAAUCGAGUGAGCUUAUCCAAGUAG